Cydia splendana is the source of this 685-nucleotide messenger RNA. RefSeq names its product thioredoxin-2-like. Bases 129 to 659 code for a protein of 176 amino acids. The record is from RefSeq and is a predicted model, not a curated record. NCBI's taxonomy places the organism in Eukaryota, Metazoa, Arthropoda, Insecta, Lepidoptera, Tortricidae. The transcript is spliced from 4 exons.
CUCUCGAUAAUAAGACGUUGUAGGUGACAGAUCACUUCUGCGCAUCGUACGAGACAUUACUCUGCGAUGUUCUCAGAUAUUUGAUUUUUGCUAAGUAGCACCUACUAGAUACUGUUGAAUUUUCCAAGAUGCAAUGCAAAUUGUCAUUGUUACUGGCAAUAUGUGCGCUUGCUACUGUUCUGGCAAAAGACAAGAGACUCCUUGGAGCUGAAUCUGACUCUGAUGAGUCUGGAGAGCGGAACACACUUGAUACAACUACUGUAAAACCAGAGAGCAAAAUAAUCGCUAUAAAAAACGCGACGGACCUGGAGAGUCAGAUCACUGGGGCCGGCGACAAAUUGGUGAUCAUCUAUUUCAUGGUAACUUGGUGCCCGCACUGCCAAAAGAUGAAUCCCAUUAUCGAAGACAUUGCAGCCAAGACAGACAACUUGGUCGUUCUGAUGGUCGACAGAGAUAACCUUGAAAACGAUGAUGAUGUUUGGAAGUACGGGCUGAGUAACCUGCCUACUGUCCCAAGGUUCAUUUUUAUAAAGAAUGGGAAGAAAAUCGAUGAAAUACAUGGCAGUGACUGUGAUUUACGUGGUACUGUGUCUAAGUUCAUGUCGCCCUCAAAAAGUAGCUCAGAAUCAUCAAAUUCAUCGAAUUCAUCAGAAGAAUAACAGUAAAAUGAUUAACUGGUUUAUCA